GGCAUAUCAUUUUGAAAAGGAAAAAGUUGAAUAAGUACUUAUUUUUUUACUUUUUUCUUUUAAAAAAAAUGUAAUUUAGAUUGUAACAUGGAUGAGGAUCUAUUUUCUGAGAGAAAUGAGUUUAAUUUCGAGUCAAAAUUAAUUAGAAAUGACGAUAAAAACAUAUAUAAUCGUCUUCGAUCGAUUGUUGAUGAUGCAUCGUUUGUUAUGGAAAUUACAGAUCUGUUACCUAAUCUAGCACUUAUUGCAAAUGAACGCUGUGGUUCUUGGUAUAUUGAUUGUACAAAGAAAAAAGCAUAUUCAGCUUAUUUUAAAUCAACCGAUGGACACAUGCAUAUUUGGGAUUUCAACAUUCGACGCAAUAAUCUUCACCUUAUUCCCAUUCUUAUGAAACAUAACGGCGGCAUUAUUGUUGAUUCAACUCGAAAAGGAAAACGUAUUCCAGAUGCCUUAUCGAAAACAAUACCUAUUUGGUGUUGCACAGUGAAUCGUGCUGUUGCUAGGUAUCGAGGUUAUAGUAAUAAUAAUGAGUGUUGGGAUGUAGAAUUUCAUUCUUUACCUUCCACUGUCUCUCGUUCAGAGCAUGCACAGAUUGAAGCUAAAAUUGAUGGAUUUGUUGAAAAAUUAUUAGAUUCGGGUGUUGACAUGGAAACUGUUUCCAAAGAGUUAAAAAAACCCCUAAGACCCAUUUGGUAUACACCUAAAUCUUAUGACACAUUGAUCAGCUCCCCUCCUGAUUUUGAUGCUGAUGACAUAGAUUUUUGUCCUGUGAUUUGCCUAAGUGCUUCUGAAGCAGUAGAAGCUGGAUAUCAAUUAAGGGCUGGGUACUUGUAUGUACAAGGUUCAGGAGAUGACCAAGAAGCUUGGGCUAUGGGAUUAACACCAAAUAUGUUGUGGAAGCAUCGAGAUGAAAUAUUGACAAGUUCAGGAGAAUGUGAAGGAAAUGUAAAAAAUAUAGUCUUGUUAUACAAAUCGAAAAAACUAGAAGAAGAGACGAAUGAAAAGAAUUAUGCAUUUAUUAAACCAACUACAUUAGCUAUUGGUAACUCUGCUAAAUGUAAUAAACCACCUCAUUGCUGGGAAGUAUUUGAUUAUGUCAUUAAUUGCAGUAAUAGCGAAGAAGAGGUACCGAUAGAAAAUGACCACUAUUUAUAUUUACCUAUACCAGAAGGUAAAAAAGGGCAAAUUAUAUUUGGAUCAAGUAUACAAAAAGCAAUUGAUUUUGUACGUGAUCCAAUUUUAAAAAAUAAAAAAAUACUUGUUCAGUGUUCUACAGGUAAAGAUCACUCAGUAGGUAUUUUAUUAGCCAUCUUAAUUUACUAUUUUGAUCUUGAUGGGCAAUUAUUAAAAGACAAAAGUGCACGAGUAGUGGAUAAAAAAUUGGUCCAACACCAACUAGUCAAGAUUAUAUCACAUUGGGAAAAGGCUUCACCCUCAAGAGUUACAUUAAAGAGACUCAAUACAUUUUUUAUGAGUCAUUUGAAAUUAUCAUAAUUUUUACUUGAUAAUGCCGUGUUUAUAUAAAGUAGCGAAGCAUGAUCUCAUCACGUUAUUAAUAAAGUUACAAUAAUGUACAUUUAUAUAAAAGUAU
Messenger RNA from Cokeromyces recurvatus, 1591 nucleotides. Its product is annotated as tRNA A64-2'-O-ribosylphosphate transferase. Gene Ontology annotation, cellular component: cytoplasm. The record is from RefSeq and is a predicted model, not a curated record. Gene Ontology annotation, molecular function: tRNA adenosine(64)-2'-O-ribosylphosphate transferase activity. The transcript is spliced from 8 exons. Gene Ontology annotation, biological process: charged-tRNA amino acid modification. Lineage: Eukaryota; Fungi; Mucoromycota; Mucoromycetes; Mucorales; Mucoraceae. Bases 88 to 1494 code for a protein of 468 amino acids.